AUUCACCUGCGCCGACGACGAUUCCGCAGUUGUAUCUCGCGGACGCGCCAGUAACAGACGCCAUCUUUGAAGCGGUUUUUUUUAUAAUUCGAACUUUAUUUUUUUUAAGUGUGUGUUGUCAACGGUGACGGAUCUUUUUACGCUGUUCGUUGGAGAUAUAACUAUCAAAAUGUUAUCCAGGCAUCAUUGGACGGGACUCGUUGUUCUGCUAGCGGCCACCUUCGCAUCAUGUGCCCAAAUCGAGGACCCCUGCAAAACGAAAUCAAGAAUAGUGGCUGAUGACAAGUACUGUGAUAAAUACUGGGAGUGUGAGAAUGGACAGUCCGUCCAGUAUGACUGUCCUAACGGGCUGGUCUUCGCUGGCAAGCACCGAGGAGUGACGGAGGGAUGUGACUACCCGUGGAGGUCCAACUACUGCGAGUAUCCUAAGGUUCAGAUCAAUCCUCCUAUCGGCUCGGAGCACUGCGACUGGCUGUACGGCAUCUUCGGACACGAGACCUCUUGCACCAGGUACUGGACCUGCUGGAACGGAACCGCCACGGAACAGCUCUGCAUUGGAGGUCUGCUGUACAAUGAGAACGCCCACUCCUGCGACUGGCCAGAGAAUGUUGAUGGUUGCCAGAAACAUCCUCUCUGCAAUGACGACCCCAACGGAAACGUGCCCCUAGGCAAGUCCUGCAACCGCUACUGGCAGUGCCAAGGAGGAUACCCUCGUCUGCAGAGGUGUCCCGCUAUGUUGGUCUUCGACAGACGGUCCCUGAGGUGUGUGGUGCCUCCCACCGAGGAGUGUGACGUGCCCACCACGACCGCACCACCACCAGAAGAAGAGAGCCAGCAGGAUUUGAGACAGGGUCAGCAGCACAAGAGACCAAACGGAGAGUACCAGGAGCAGAACCGCCCCAGACAACAACCUAGAAAUUAAGUCACCGUCCUCUAGAAUCUUCUAGAUAACCUUUCUCAUUCCCAACUCUCCCUCUUUCACCUCGAAAGUCUUUCCCACCAUCUCCUUCUCCAUUAGAAGUAAUUUAUACUUCAUUGUUUUUGUAAUUAGUCAUGUAGUUAAUUUAGAAACUAGGUUUAAGAUUAAAAUACUGCCUUGAAACUAAUAUAAUACUCAGGAAGAAAUUCCAGUGACGUCUUCAAAUCGGAUUACAUUGUCGUGGCUUUCGAUCUAUUUUAAUAUAAUAGAUAUGACAAUGGAGAUCUUCCAGCAUUUUAGAAUUUUAAGCACUUAUUUCAUAAACGAAAAUUAAUUAUAUUAAUCGCAUAUUUGUCUAUUCUUUCUUUAGCACAGAUGAUUAUCUGUUUGAUGGACUGAAGAAGAAUGCACCAACACGUUUUCCGUUUUAUUUUCUGUGUAAUCUUAAUGUAUGUAUUAUAAAAAUGUAUCGAAUAAAUCGAAUACUGUCAUCGACAUCAUAACCAAACGAUUAUAUUUUUAUUGUUAAGUUUCGAGCCACGAUGGUCGAACCCGACUGUAUUAAAUUCUUAUUCUUAGUCAAUAUUUAUACUCGUAAGUUCAUAUUGUUCUUAAUAAUAGUCAAUAAAAAUAUUAUUUACUUAUU
Spodoptera litura is the source of this 1565-nucleotide messenger RNA. RefSeq names its product protein obstructor-E. Lineage: Eukaryota; Metazoa; Arthropoda; Insecta; Lepidoptera; Noctuidae. Gene Ontology annotation, molecular function: chitin binding. Gene Ontology annotation, cellular component: extracellular region. The record is from RefSeq and is a predicted model, not a curated record.